Molecule: messenger RNA, 2679 nt
Organism: Trachemys scripta elegans
Lineage: Eukaryota; Metazoa; Chordata; Testudines; Emydidae
Gene: MINDY2
Product: MINDY lysine 48 deubiquitinase 2
Exons: 9
Coding region: 7-1716 (569 amino acids)
Biological process (GO): protein K48-linked deubiquitination
Cellular component (GO): cytosol; cell periphery
Molecular function (GO): K48-linked deubiquitinase activity; cysteine-type deubiquitinase activity; cysteine-type carboxypeptidase activity
Source: RefSeq, a predicted model, not a curated record
CCGGCCAUGGAGAGCUUGGCGCAGCCCCCGCCGCCCCCGGGCGCGCUGAAGCGGGGCGGCGGGGGCGCUGCGGGCCGAAUCAUCCUGGAGGGGUCAGUGGAGGAAGAGGCGGCGGCUAACGGGGGUAGUGGCAGGGAUGGACCCAUCACUGCUGAGGAGGGCGGCGGACAGUGGGGUCCUUCCCCUCUGCUUCUUCCCCCGCCUGCUGCGGGCCCCGGGAGGGACUCUCCAUCCGCGCUGGGGUCUCCCGUGUCUGCCACUGAGAACCGCCGGUCCGCUGCGGACUGCGCGGAGCUAGCAGUGACUGAGAGCCCUGAGGGGGCUCCUGCCUUGGAGAGCGGCCCCGGGGAGGCCGGCAGCAGCGGCGACCCCAGCCCCCCAGAGGAGGAGUCGCGGAGCUUGGACUCCCUGGAGUCCUUCUCCAACCUGCACUCCUGCUGCCCGAGCAGCUCCGAGCUCAAUAGCGAUGCCGAGGAGGUGGCGGCGGCGGCGGCAGCGGAGGGCAAGGCCCCGAGCCCCGGAGGGGAUGGGCCCACGGCGGCGGCUCAGCUCUUGUCUGCCUCUAAGGAGCGCUUUCCCGGCCAGUCGGUCUAUCACAUCAAGUGGGUCCGCUGGAAGGAGGAGAACACCCCGAUCAUCACCCAGAACGAGAACGGGCCCUGCCCGCUGCUGGCCAUUAUGAACGUGCUGCUGCUGGCUUGGAAGGUCAAGCUGCCACCAAUGAUGGAAAUCAUAACUGCUGAACAGCUGAUGGAAUAUUUAGGAGACUAUAUUCUUGAUGCAAAACCAAAAGAGAUUUCUGAAAUUCAACGUCUAAAUUACGAGCAGAAUAUGAGUGAUGCAAUGGCUAUCCUACAUAAGCUACAGACAGGUCUGGAUGUGAACGUGAAGUUCACUGGUGUACGAGUUUUUGAAUAUACACCUGAAUGCAUAGUGUUUGACCUUCUUGAUAUCCCUUUGUACCAUGGAUGGUUAGUGGAUCCUCAGAUUGCUGACAUUGUGAAGGCAGUUGGUAAUUGUAGUUACAAUCAAUUGGUGGAGAAGAUAAUCUGUUGUAAACAGUCGGACAACAGUGAGCUGGUUAGUGAAGGAUUUGUAGCUGAACAAUUUCUGAACAACACAGCCACUCAGUUGACAUACCAUGGGUUAUGUGAGCUGACUUCAGCAGUUCAGGAAGGAGAACUUUGUGUGUUCUUCAGGAACAACCAUUUUAGCACCAUGACCAAAUAUAAGGGUCAGCUUUAUCUACUGGUGACAGAUCAGGGUUUUCUUACAGAAGAGAAAGUUGUCUGGGAAAGUUUACAUAAUGUAGAUGGUGAUGGAAAUUUCUGUGACUCUGAAUUCCACCUUCGGCCUCCAUCAGACCCAGAAACUGUAUAUAGAGGGCAGCAGGAUCAAAUCGAUCAGGACUAUCUGAUGGCAUUGUCUUUACAACAAGAGCAGCAGAGCCAAGAUAUCGAUUGGGAGCAGAUCCCAGAAGGAAUCAGUGAUCUAGAGCUGGCAAAGAAGCUGCAGGAAGAGGAGGAUAGGCGGGCUUCUCAGUACUAUCAGGAACAAGAACAAGCAGUUGCAGCUGCUGCUCAGGUCCAGCAGGUGCAAGGAGCUGCUUCUCCAGCAAGUGGAAGACAAUCUGGAAGUAGUGAACGCAAACGAAAAGAACCUCGAGAGAAAGAGAGGGAGAAAGAGAAAGAAAAGAAUAGUUGUGUUAUUUUGUAACCGGGGAUGGAUUUUGCCUGGAGUCAAGUGCAUGUCCUCAAACAAAAACAAGGAAUAAAAUGAAGACAAACCCGUUACAUGCCGCCUGUGCCUGAUUACCCCAUGGAUUUAUUCACGUUUAAGGAGAGGAUGGGUGACUACUUUGUUACAAUCAUACAGACUUUCUUCAAAGUCAUACAGUGCGCUCUGUGUGAGAUGGAAUUCCAUUACAAUUGGAUGCGGCUGUGCUUUGAGUCAGUCAUGAGAAAUACUGCACCUUGUAGCUAAACACACAAAUCACGGCAAGUUUUGUCAUAGUGACAUGCGUUACUUAAAAUAUCAGUUAGUAAGCUAUUUCAUCUUCUGCUCUAAACAAAGAAAGGAGGUAAUUGGUUUUGUCAGAUUUCUUUACAUCAGCACAACAGAAUCCUGUAUUACUUUUCAUGGUCUGACAAUAUAACUUAGAUUGGGUAUUCAUGGCUUUAGAGCCCAAUGAGUGUCUGGGCACACUGCCUCCAUAACACACCCAGAUUCGUUUUGUUCAUGAGCUGGUAGCCCAUUCUUUAACCCAUAUUUGUGUUGGGUUAGUUCUACCACCAUGACCUUUGCCCCAUGCAUAAAUUAUUUGUUAACCAUUAUAUUGAAAAUUGGGUGUCAUGGAAAAAUGGGGUGUCUAUUGAUAAGCAAGAUAAAGAUUAAUUAUUGCUUUUCUUGCAGUUAAAAACUGGGUAUCACAACUCAGAUCUUAUCAGGGUCAGACACAAAUAAUUUAAUAGUUUUUUUUUUUCUUUGUUUAGUAUCUUCCGUUAUAGGUAAACUGGACCACAGAAGUUAUUUAUUGAUCUCUCCAUACAACACGUGAAUGGUGGUAGGAAACUGAAGUCUCUAAUAAUGCUUGUCCUGCGUAGGAAUGCAGAAUUAAAAUAACUAACUUAAUAUCUGCCUUCGUCCAGAAGUACCUUGAACCGUAACAUGACUUUAACA